Aspergillus niger is the source of this 909-nucleotide messenger RNA. RefSeq lists its product as uncharacterized. Gene Ontology annotation, biological process: mannosyl-inositol phosphorylceramide biosynthetic process. The transcript has 3 exons. Bases 1 to 909 code for a protein of 302 amino acids. Gene Ontology annotation, molecular function: mannosyltransferase activity. The record is from RefSeq and is a predicted model, not a curated record. NCBI's taxonomy places the organism in Eukaryota, Fungi, Ascomycota, Eurotiomycetes, Eurotiales, Aspergillaceae.
AUGCACCUAGGACCUUUCUUUGAGUCCGGCCUCCGGGUCAGGCAUCCACUCCGGCCAUGGACAAUUACUGGAGCAAUUAACUUCAGCUACACUGACGACUUUUCCCUCACCGGACACUUGUCAGACUCUAUACAAAUAGUGGACGCAUGUUCCCCUGACGCGCUCGAAGCUAUCAAUAACGCUCGUCCUACCCUCGAUCCUGCGAUACCGAACAUUGUUCAUCAACUGUGGAAGACAACCGAUAUCCGUGAAUACUCCCCCACAAUCACCGCGUCUCGUGAAUCAUGGAGGGCCAUGCUCGAACCCUUCAAUUACACAGUCAAGCUGUGGACGGACGACGACGUUCUUGAGCUUAUCAAGGCGGAUUAUGAUUGGCUGCUCUCAACCUACGAAGGAUAUCCUCACGAUAUUCAGCGGGCUGACAUUGCGAGGCUGCUUAUCGUUCAUUCCGAAGGCGGCAUCUAUUCUGAUCUGGACGUAAACCCCAAAUCAGCCCAGCAUAUUCAAUGCCUCCAGAGACUUAGCUUACAGGCUAUAUUCUCACCAACAGCGGGCACACUCGGCCUCAGUAACCAUUUCUUUAUGGCAAUGCCUGGAUCGCCAUUCCUGCAAUGGGCGCUCUACGAGGCCAAGCGGCGGAGUAGCAGGCUGGUAUCACGAGGCAUAAUCCUGCCAUACUUGCAGGUUUUCUGGUCCACCGGUCCAAUCAUGGUGACGGCAGCGGCUGCUCGACAACGGGUUUGGUGGCUUGGUGGUCCGUCAUGCCGCCGGGCGGUCCUGGCAAGGGGUGGACGGCCGGGCGCUAAAUUAUCUUGCAGAUCAUGCUGGGAUAGGGCUCAUACUAGGAGCUGUUGCAUGCUUUUUGACAGUGGCGGGACUUGUCUUUGUGGUGAGGGGGUACAAUGGUAG